AUGGCGAACACAUGGAACGGCACGCCGCUGGACGAGGUGCAAUUCCGCCGGCCUGAUGUGAUCGCCUACUGGGAGGGAAUCCAUGAGAACAGCACCGAGAUUCACCCUCCCAUCUGGGACAUGUGCCGCAACAGACAGGCCUUCGAAACACGCUUGAAGCAGAUGAACGGCGUCGAGUACAUGAUCGUUGGCGAACCACAACCAAAUACCGGUACCGAUCCAUCGCUAGGCCCAGAUACGGGCAUCUGGGUCAUCCGCAAGCAAGACCGCCGCAAGAGACCUCCACAACCCGAUGAGAUCACUGUCCUGGCCACAUACUACCUGGUCGGCGAGAACAUGUACCAAGCGCCUUCUGUCUACGACAUUGUCGGCAACCAUCUCUUGUCGGCCAUGACCUCGCUUACAAAGUUUACUCAAACUGCUGCUCCACUACCACUUUACACUCCUGCAACAGGUUAUACCUACUACCCACCCGCUACUGCCAAAUCACUAGUCGCAUCACAAGCCCUCUCUUCCACGAGUCGAGAGGCAAGCACAGCACCUACGCCAGCAGAACUACCAUCCACCGCCAGUCUAGAUCCUACUGCACAAUCCACCACCUCAACCGAAUUGAAAGCGACANAAGAUACAGACCCUCGCGCACAGAGAGCCCUCCAAGAUUCAUUACAAAUGAUGCUACACUACGGAGACGAAUACAUGGACGAGAAUCCUUUGCGCGGCGAGCCCGGCAAUUUCACCUUCUCAGCCACAAAACACCACGUCCGCGCAAAAGCCGAAGCCGCCGAAGCUGCAAAAAUCAAAGAAGCCGAGUUGGCAAAGAAGUUGGAAGAGGCAAGAUUGGCUGCUCAAGCUACACCGUUUGCGUCAGCAGCAGCCAAAAAGGAUGAAGAGGAAAAGACGAAGAAAAAGGUCAGGGAUAAGAUUAAGAAGAGGAGAAGUAAGNGGCUGGCUACGAAUCCGAGUACGCCUGCCAGUCCUGCUACUCCGGCUACUUGA
Molecule: messenger RNA, 996 nt
Organism: Aureobasidium musti
Lineage: Eukaryota; Fungi; Ascomycota; Dothideomycetes; Dothideales; Saccotheciaceae
Source: the annotation of a GenBank genome assembly